AUGAUCGCAAUCAGUUCGCGACAUCACGGCGGUCAUCGUCAUCACAACCAUGGCGACGCCGGUUAUGGCGAUCGAGUCGCGGCUGGCGACCGACUUUUCGAUUUGGACCGAGUCUUCGAUGGCGGCUGGCCUGCUGUGGCGACGUCAGACGACGCGCGGUACCCCACGUCGUCGAGUCACCACCAAAUGCAGCUUCAUCCACCAGUGAACCUUGAAUUCCACGCUCGCCGCGAGGAUGACCGCGCUGCGGACGGCAGUUUGACGGGAUUCGAGCGCGACGCUCGGCCCGCAUCUCUGGUAGAGGAGGCGUCGGAUUCUUCGUCGACGGUUACUCCUCAAUUUAGGUUUCAUGGAGCCUUGCAGUACCAGCACCGGCAAGUCGAUGCGUCAACGACGUUGUUACCACUCGAUGGCAAAAUUCCUUCGCUGCGAGUCUCCCCGGUUGCAGCGCCAUCGCGCCAGUCGGCGCCGCGCGCGACGAACGAAGCCGUUGCUUCGUCGGUUUCGUCCCAACCUGCUUUGGCGGACCUAGCCGCGUCGCAGUCGAUCACGAUUGGCUGCCUCGUGCCUGUGGACCUCACACCCGACAGCGUUCACAUGCUUGCCGCUGUGACUUUAGCGGUGGGUGAAAUCAACCUGUCAAAGUCUCUGCUGCCGAACCACACGCUGCUGCUCGCGCCGCUCAACUACACCACGCAGCCAGUCGCGGGGCAGAUGGCAGGUGCGUCAGGGAUCAGGGAUGGGGGUGGAGGGCAUGUGGGUGGCAUGUGGGUGGCAUGUGGGUGGCAUGUGGGUGGCAUGUGGGUGGCAUGUGGGUGGCAUGUGGGUGGCAUGUGGGUGGCAUGUGGAUGGCAUGUGGGUGGCAUGUGGAUGGCAUGUGGGUGGCAUGUGGGUGGCAUGUGGGUGGCAUGUGGAUGGCAUGUGGGUGGCAUGUGGAUGGCAUGUGGGUGGCAUGGAGGCAUGGAGGCGUGCGGUGCAUGUGCUGCGGUGGAUGCAAGGGGGUACCUGGAUUCCGGAUUUGGCGUGCAUCCUCAUCCAGCCAGCAUUCCAGCCAGCUUACCUUAA
Closterium sp. Yama58-4 is the source of this 1065-nucleotide messenger RNA. NCBI's taxonomy places the organism in Eukaryota, Viridiplantae, Streptophyta, Zygnematophyceae, Desmidiales, Closteriaceae. The record is from the annotation of a GenBank genome assembly.